UUUACUAAUGCAGAUCAAAAAGAACUAGAAAGUUUGUUAGCACGUGGGUUUUAUUCUGCUAGUAUUUCGUUUAAUAUUUUGGAAAAUGAAGAUAUAAAAGCUUUUUUUUCAAGAGCAUUACCAUAA
This is a messenger RNA of Dentiscutata heterogama, 126 nucleotides long. The record is from the annotation of a GenBank genome assembly. NCBI's taxonomy places the organism in Eukaryota, Fungi, Glomeromycota, Glomeromycetes, Diversisporales, Gigasporaceae.